AUGAAUAAUUCAUUUGAUAGAAUACCACAUACAGACCAACAGCAACAACAGCUGCAACAGCAAACACAGCAUUUCCAACAGUAUCUGCAACUGCCGGGGCAUCAUCCAAUUGAUCUUCCUAUGAUCCCAUCAGCUCAACAAAAAAGACAGAAUAGUAUGUCAACUUAUAUGUCACAUACAUCUGCCAACAAAAGAACACCUAAUCCAUUACAAACUCCAUUGGGCAUGCAAAGUGCUUCUAAGAAAUAUGCAUUUACUCAGAAUCCAAAUACAUCAAAUAUAGCUAAUCCUCCAACUAGUCCAAGAAUACCAUCCCCGCGAUUUAACACGCGAUCAACAUCGGCCGCACGAAAGAAUAUCGUCCAACAACAACAACAGCACAUAAAGACACCUGCACCAUCUGCCUAUGAAGUACCUUCUAGUCCUAACAUAAACCAAUUAUCUCAUUUAUCGGUACAAAAUCAUUCUGAUCUGUCAGACUCAAACCCGGUGUUAGAUCUGAGACAGAAUCAAGACCAAAUGUCGGCAUCUCAACAAACUUCUAGAAGACAUUCAGAGUAUCUGCAAUACCAACAGCAACAGCAACAACAACAACCUCAACGGGCAUCUCCUCAAGAACUGCAACAACAAUUACAACAACAGCAGACUCAACAAUCACAACAACAGCAGCAGCAGCAGCAACGGACAAUGUCAGAUGAGGAGCAACAGCUUGCCACUAAAUUAAAGGAAACUUACAAGAACAUUGUCAAUUUUGAAGAAAUCGUACAAAAAAAUUGCAUUGAAAUAACACUUAAAAUUAAUCAAAUUACAAGUAAUACUAAUAAUCCUGGAAGUACAGUAUAUGGAAACACAUCAUUAUUACAACAAUCCAAUCCUUCAACAAUGGGAGGGAGUGUAGGAGGUGCGAUAUCUGCUACUACACGAACAUCUGAAUUACUGAAUGAUUUAUGGACAGUAUAUCAUCAUAAUAUUACAUUAUUGGACAAUUAUUACGAUUUCUUAGUAACAUCAUUAAAACCAUCUUCAAAUCAAACUCAAUUCAAAACUGGGAAAAAUAUUGUUGAAUUAUAUAAAAUUCCAAGAAGAAUGUGGGUAUAUGGAAUAGUUGGAUUUUUAGAAGUAUUAAAGAAUAUAAUGGGUAUUUUCCAAGAUCAUGAAAUUUGUCUGUGUUAUAUUUCAUAUUGUUUUAAUAUCAUUUCAAAUCUAACUGAUCCCAUUUUAGAAAUGGAAGGAUGGUGGCUGGAAAAAUUAGGAGAUUUAUCAAGGAUGGCUAUUGCAUUAUAUGCUUCCAAAUUUAUUGAUUGGAAAAUCAGCGCUGAAUACUGGUAUUCAAUUGCCAUGAAAACUUUAUAUGGACACGGAAAGAUUUAUUAUCAUAUGUGUACUGUUCAACAAGAUAAUUUGGAUGCAUUGGUGAAUAUUGGGAAAUCAGUCAUUUGUAGAGAUCCUUUUGUUCCAACUCAACAUUAUUUACGUUUAGUAGUGGAAAAUAUAUGUACCCAAAGAAAUAUUUUAUCAUUGUUAGAAUUACCAAUUAUUGAUUUUAUUAAAAUUCAUAAAGUUUUACUUAGCAUUUAUACCAAUCGUACUACCAACGAUUCUAAUGGAGUUGGUGAUACAAUUGGAAACAAUAGUGGUAGAGAAGUUAUUCAAGAUUCACAAUUACAAUAUGGAAUUGAAUUAGUCACGAGAUAUGGAUUAACUUUUGGAUCUGAUUCCAAUGGAUAUAAUUUCUUUACUAGAGAAAUGUAUACCCCAUCUACAAGUGGAAACGGUGGUGGCAGUGGUGGAGAUGGUGGAUCUGAUCAAAUGCAUCACAAUCAACCUUAUUAUCAACAUCAUCAAGACCUGCCAAGUGUAACCAACACAAUCGAAAAGAUGAACUUUUGGUUCAACAAGGGGUCAUUAUUCGCCGUUGCCAAUAUUAAUCAUUUGAUUGGGUUUGGGGAUGCAAAGAAUCCAUUUGCAAAAAUAUUCCAAUUACCUGAAGCUCUUAAGGAACGCAAAGAUAAGAAAGAUCGCAAACGCAAAACUAGAACAACUUCACAAUCACAAAUUGAAGAACCUCCAUCAUCAUCUACAGGUCCAAACACGACUACUAGCGCCAGUACUGCUUCCGGUGGAGGUGGUGUUGAUGGACAAUCUAUCACCGCGGGAGAUCUUUCAGUCACAGAUUGGUUCUAUUGUCUUCAAUUCAUAAAUAAAUCAGUGUUGGAACUUUCAAUCCGGAUCUUGAAUCAUUAUUUAAUCGGUCCUAAACAAGCAUCUACGGGUCAUGUUAUUGUCUGGCUUUAUUUCUUAAUUAGUACAGGUGAAGCAAUCAAGAAAUAUCCAAAUUCACAACCAAUGUUUCGUUGGCUUUUGAGAAAAUUAUUUCCUUGGGAACUGUUGAUUACAUAUUUGAAUUCCUUACUUUCAUUCGUGAAGAAUAGUCCCAAAUUAUGUGCAUUAUUGACUCAUUAUCUUCAAUUGAAUGAUUAUAUUCGUCAUUUUAAUGAGAAUGAAUUCUUACCGGAAGUAUGGAAAUGUUGGGGGACAUUAUGGUUUGAUUAUGUGGAUGAAAAAGGGGAUUAUCGUGAUUUAUAUGAACUGGGGGUUAAAAAUCCGAAUAUGUUCGAUUUACCAGUUUGUGGAACAUAUCCUGUCAUCAAUAAUACCACUACAAAUUUAGAUGGAGAUCAAAGAUCAAGAAAUCAAAUGGAGAAUGAUAAUGAUGAACGUAUUAUCAGAAUUAUUUUAUUAGCUAGAACAAUAGCCAAUGAAUAUGAAUUUGGAUUGGUUAGAACUAAUGAAGAAUUCAAAUUUGAUGAAAAGAUUUAUAAUUCACGAGAUUCUGUCUUGAUGGAUAGUGGAGGAACUAAUAGAAAUGAGAAUUUUGCAUAUAUUGAAGAAUUCUUAUUGGGUGAUGGAAGAUUUGUUCAAAACAAUUUCUUACAACCUAUUUCAGCUGAUAAUUUAACCAUGAACACCAAUAAUAAUUUAAGUUCGGCACAAAAGGAUGAAUUAUGGUUUGGUGGCUUUGAUGCACACUUGUACGAUGAUGAGAAUAUUGAAAUUGGCGAUGAAAUAAUCGACGAUGAUGAAGAGGAAGAAGAACUGGAAGAUCUCGAGGAUGAAGAUGUCGGUGAUGAAGAUGAGGAUCUUGGCGAAGGUCAACAUGGACCAUAUCUUACUGGUUCCACCACCACCCCACAUCAAUAUCAAGACUACUAUCAGGACAGUUUUAUAGGUACACCUACUGAUCCACUAUCAUUGGGUGAUAUGAUUCAUACUGAUGACUCGAAUAUCGAAGGAAAUUUUGGAGAUAAGAUAGAUUCAAAUAUUACUUAUAUCACAUUAGAUACUAAUAUUUGGUUAAGACAUUGUGGACGUAUUUUCAAAUGUGUUAGAAAUGGGGUUGUAAAAGUUCUGAUCCCCUUAAUUGUUUUCCAAGAAUUACGAGCAUUAAGAAAAUCCACCGAAGCAACCAUAUCUGAUGCAGCUACACGUUCUGUCAUAAUCAUUAGAGAAUUAUAUUUUUCAAGAGAGAUUUUACCUUUGAGAUUUGAUGGAACAAUAGCCAGUGAUAUCAAUGAAACUACCGAAUUUGAAAAUAAUUCCAAUUGGAGAUCGAAUGUAGAUGAAACUAUUUUGAAUUGCGUAAAUGAACACGAUCAAAUUGGAAAGAGAUUAAUGAAGGGGUUGAAUUUACGCUUAUCCGGUGUCGGAACCAAUAGGAAAUCCAGUGGAAAUCUUUAUUAUCAUAAUGAUAAUUCAUCCCGUGAGAAUUCCGUGGUUUUGAAUUCCAAAAUGGCAAAGCUCUUCAAGUACUGUAUAUUGAUUACGGAUGAUAGAAAUAUGAGAUUACGAGCCAAAACAAUAGGGUUGACUUCCUUUCAGAGUAAAUGGUUAUUCAGCCAAUUAGAAACGGUGUUCCCUAAUAGAUGCAUAGAUUAG
Messenger RNA from Hemisphaericaspora subhashii, 3936 nucleotides. RefSeq lists its product as uncharacterized. NCBI's taxonomy places the organism in Eukaryota, Fungi, Ascomycota, Pichiomycetes, Serinales, Debaryomycetaceae. Gene Ontology annotation, molecular function: protein binding. The record is from RefSeq and is a predicted model, not a curated record. The transcript has a single exon. Bases 1 to 3936 code for a protein of 1311 amino acids.